Phycodurus eques (leafy seadragon) is the source of this 2646-nucleotide messenger RNA. It is a transcript of the gene eml2, whose product is annotated as EMAP like 2. The record is from RefSeq and is a predicted model, not a curated record. Gene Ontology annotation, cellular component: mitotic spindle. Gene Ontology annotation, biological process: microtubule cytoskeleton organization. NCBI's taxonomy places the organism in Eukaryota, Metazoa, Chordata, Actinopteri, Syngnathiformes, Syngnathidae. Gene Ontology annotation, molecular function: microtubule binding.
GACAGUGUGAGGAGGCGACAGCAGGUAAAGGUGAGAAGAAGCAACAAGAGAGAAGGAAGGAAGAAGAAAGGAUGGACGGAAGGAGCGAGUCGGACAAGAGGAGGAUGUUGAUGUCUUCGUGCGGGAGCUUGUACGACAGCAACAGCCUGCUCUUGCAGUACUGCAACAACAACGACGACACGGCGUCGGCGGGCAGCAACAUGGACACGGAGGACCGCGUGUCUCACCUCGAGCAGCGGCUUCAGCUUCAGGAGGACGACAUCCAGCUCCUCAAGGCGGCUCUGGCCGACGCCCUGCGCCGCCUGGGCUCCUGCGAGGAGCGGAGUCGAACCUCAGAGCGGCCGGGGGGCGCCCACGCCGCCGGGAGGAGGUCUCUGCAUGGCGCAGCCCCGCCCGCCACGGUCCAUCAGCUACUUCAGACGCUUCCUUCGAGGCCCCUGAGCAACGGAUACGUACAACACAAACGCCUCCUCUCGUCACCGUCCUCGCCCAAGAAGGACGUGCUGCGCUCCAUCAAGAGGAAGAGCAUGUCCACAGAGCGCCUCACGGCGGUCAGGAGGGAAGCGGCGGCGGCGGCGGCCGAGAGUCGAAGUCGAACAACUUCGUCCGGCGGCUCCACGGGUGGAAAAAGUAAAUCUAAAGAAUGCACCUUCAAUACAGAGGACGGCUACGUGAGGAUGUUUCUGCGCGGCCGUCCUGUCACCAUGCACGUGCCCGACCAGCAGAGGGACAGCUACAGCCUGGACCAUAAGGGGGCGCUACCGGGCCGCAAGCUCAAGCUGGAGUGGGUCUACGGCUACCGCGGGCGCGACUGCCGCUCCAACUUGUACCUUCUGCCCACCGGAGAGAUCGUCUACUUCAACGCCUCCGUGGUGGUCUUGUACAACACUGACGAGCAGCAGCAGAGACACUACCUGGGACACAAUGAUGACGUCAAGUGCUUAAGUGUGCAUCCUGACAUGGUUACCAUAGCAACAGGGCAAGUGGCGGGAAAUACUAAAGAUGGAAAGCUACUAGCUCCUCAUGUCCGCGUGUGGGACUCCGUGAGCCUGAACACGCUUCACGUGCUCGGCAUUGGCGUGUUCGACCGAGCUGUCACCUGUGUGUCCUUCUCGAAGUCGAAUGGCGGCAGCUUCCUGUGCGCCGUGGAUGACGCCAACGACCACAUUCUGUCCGUGUGGCACUGGCAGAAGGAGAAGCAACUGGCUGACGUCAAGUGCUCCAGCGACUCUGUGCUGGGGGCCGUCUUCCACCCGAUGGACGCGAACCUGAUCGUGACCUGUGGAAAGUCGCACAUCAACUUCUGGAACCUGGAGGGAAGCACGCUGACCAAGAGACAAGGACUCUUUGAGAAACACGAGAAGCCCAAGUACGUGUUGUGCACGGCGUUCGCCGAGAACGGAGAUGCCAUCACCGGAGACUCGAGUGGAAACAUCUACGUGUGGGCCAAAGGCGGAAAUCGCAUCAGCCAGGUGUUGCCGGGGGCCCACGAAGGCGGCAUUUUCUCCAUCUGUGUCCUGAAGGACGGCACCAUGGUGUCAGGAGGAGGGAAGGACCGCAAGGUGGUGCUGUGGGACCGCGAAUACCGCAGGCAGGCGGACAUGGAGGCGGGUGACACGUUUGGACCUGUUCGGGCCAUCGCGGAAGGCAAGGGGGGCGAACUCUUCAUAGGGACCACCAAAAACGCCAUUCUCAAAGCAGCCUUCCCUGACACACUGAUGCCCAUCGUACAGGGUCACACGGACGAGCUUUGGGGUCUGGCUGCGCAUUCGCGUCUGGAUCAGUUUGUCACCUGCUGCCAGGACAAACUGGUUCACCUGUGGGACACAAACACCCACCAGCCCAUCUGGACCAAAAGCAUUGAGGAUCCUGGAAGGUGUGCGGGUUUUCAUCCAAACGGAGAGGUUCUGGUGGUCGGCACCAUGACUGGAAGAUGGUUAGUGUUGGACACAGACACCCGUGACCUUGUGUCUACGCACACAGACGGCAACGAGAUCCUCUCCAACGUCAAAUAUUCUCCAGACGGCAACUUCCUGGCGGUGUCUUCUCACGACAACUUCGUUUACAUCUAUGCUGUGACUGAGAACGGACGCAAGUACAACCGUGUGGGAAAAUGUAGCGGUCACUCGAGCUUCGUGACGCACGUGGACUGGUCCGCCGACAGCCGCUACCUGGUCACCAACUCGGGAGACUACGAGAUCCUCUUCUGGGAGGCGCCCGGCGGCAAGCACGUGACCAGCGUGGACGCCGUGCGAAACCUCGCCUGGGCCACGUCCACCUGUACACUCAGCUUCAACACCUUUGGAAUUUGGCCCGACGGCGCCGACGGCACCGACAUCAACGGCGUGUGCCGGUCACGCGACGGCUCGCUGCUGGCGUCGGCCGACGACUUUGGCAAAGUGCACCUGCUGUCGUACCCCUGCUCCCAGCCCCGGGCGCCGGGCCACGAGUACGGCGGCCACAGCAGUCACGUGACCGGCGUGGCCUUCCUGCACGACGACGGCCGCCUCAUCUCCACCGGAGGAAAGGACGCCAGCGUCCUGCAGUGGCUGGUCGCCUAGGUAACGACCUCCUGUCCACCGGGGGCGGCGCCCUCUCCUUUCACUGCGCGCCCGCUGACACACGCGUAGGCUGGAAGAAAUGAAU